Messenger RNA from Symbiodinium necroappetens, 1092 nucleotides. Lineage: Eukaryota; Dinophyceae; Suessiales; Symbiodiniaceae. The record is from the annotation of a GenBank genome assembly.
GAGAAGCCCAAGGACGACGGGGAUGUGAAGGAGAAGCCCAAGGCGGCAGAGCCGGCAGAACCGGCGGCGGCAGAGCCGGCGGAGCCUGCGAAACAAGUGACCAUUUGGGAUACCUUCAGGGGAGGUGUCACUUCCACUCCUGUCCUGAUCUUGGUCUUGGCCAUUGGAGCAAACGUCUACAACCGGCGUGACGAAUUGGAGAAAGAUGGUCAAAUUUGGUGGCUCGUUCCGAUCAUGCUGGUGCUUUCCAUGGUCUUGGGUUCCGUGUUGGUCACAAAGGUGGAGAACUCCGAGUGGAGACGGAAUUUGAGAAAAGAGGUCGCGGCUGAGGAGCGCAAGUUCAUGGAGAAGAAAGGCUUGAGCAAGCAGGAAUUGGAUGAGGCGGCCAUAACCAUGGGUAUGCAGCCGGGAAACUUCGGCCAGGGUUGGCGUGCGUCGACCGACUAUUUGCCACUGGAGCAACUCCGAACGGAGUGGGCCUUUAACUAUAUUUUAUGGAGCAUCCGCGACCCCUUUAGCCUUCCUCGAGCGUUGGGCCCACCGCUAUGGCUGAGAGGGCUGCAGAGCAGGCCAGAGCCGGCGCGCAGAUCAGAGGGCACAUUGUCGACCCCGUGGCGCGGCAAAGGUUUGAGGUGUUUGCAUACGGUGUCUACGCCCGAAUCGCUCCCAGACCUUGAUAGUCCUGGAGUGCUCUCGCCGAAGUUCGCACAAGGGGACCUUGUGAGAAUCCGCACCAUCAGCGAGGAAGAGGCCUCCCGAGUAUUCAAGGCGUCUGGCAUCCACUGGAACUCCAGCAAAGCCGCCCUCCUUGGCACGGUGGGCGAGCUCCGAAGCGUGGGUAGCGACUACUAUGCCGUCUAUACGCCAGAUCAGUCGGACUGGUGGCGGUGGCCUCUGGCUAUGCUGGAGAGGGCCGACGGGACAUCGGUCACACGCCCCGGUAGCCGGGAGGGGCCCUUCUGCGAGGGCCAGCUCGUGAAAAUCCUUGAGAUGAGUGAAGAGGAGGCGGAGGGCAUCUGCCUCGCCUGGUCCGCAGCCAUGUCGCCAAUAGCCGACUGGGGCUGGCCAGAGCACGAGGCUUGUGGGCUUUAG